Molecule: messenger RNA, 1031 nt
Organism: Sphaerulina musiva SO2202
Lineage: Eukaryota; Fungi; Ascomycota; Dothideomycetes; Mycosphaerellales; Mycosphaerellaceae
Product: caleosin domain-containing protein
Exons: 2
Coding region: 68-886 (272 amino acids)
Molecular function (GO): calcium ion binding; monooxygenase activity
Source: RefSeq, a predicted model, not a curated record
CUCCUCUCAUCCCAUCGUCCUUCUCCUGCACUGUAUACAUGUACAAUACAUCCACCCACAAUCGAAGAUGCCACAGUUCAAGGUGACCACCGACGACGUCAAGGCAUUUCUGCCAGACCGCUCCAAUGGCCACUCCAGCGCCAUUCCCAGUGAGAAGCGACUGGGCUCUGCCAACAGCAAUCUCAUCACCGGUCUGCCAUCGGUGCCAGUCACGUUCGAGCGACAGCCAUACCACGCUGGCGUCAACGACGUUCUCCAGCAUCCUGGCACGGCUCGCGCCAAUAUCGCGCCUUCUAAAGAGUCUCCGCGUGGAACUGAGGGCUGGGCCGAAAACCACCAGCAUCAAACAGUGCUACAGCAACACUGUGAAUACUUUGACCAGGACCGCGAUGGAGUCAUCUGGCCCUUCGACACCUACCGCUCAUGUCGCGGCUGGGGUUGGAACCCUCUUCUCUCCGCCAUUGUCAUGAUCAUCAUUCACCAGGGUCUCUCGUAUCCGACCUGCCCUUCCUGGAUUCCUGAUCCCUCUUUCCGCAUCUGGAUCAAAAAUAUCCACAAGGACAAUCACGGCAGUGCCUCGGGCUCUUACGACCAGGAAGGGCGUUUCAGACCACAGCAAUUCGAGGACAUAUUCUCCAAGUACGACCAGGGACACAAGGGCGGGCUGACGAUCGGUGAUCUGCUUCGCUUUCACAAAGGACAGAGAUUCGCGAUGGACUUUUGGGGACAGACUGCAACCUUCUUGGAGUGGACCGCUGUAUACCUGCUGCUAUGGCCCGAUGACGGCGUGAUGCGCAAGGAGGACGUGAGAAGGAUCUUCGACGGUAGCAUCUUCCAGCACAAGGCAGAUGAGUACAAGCGGAAGCAGGAAGCGAAGACACAGUAAUCGUUCACGACGAUUGAGGUACAAAACGGCUUGCCUUUGGAGCACCGACAUUCGAAGGAGAAGAGAGUUGGAACUACCUCCUAGACUUCUAUACUGUAGACGCCAAUUGGCAGCAGUCCAAGUGCAUAAAGUAGCGGUAUCUUUC